Molecule: messenger RNA, 1096 nt
Organism: Eutrema salsugineum
Lineage: Eukaryota; Viridiplantae; Streptophyta; Magnoliopsida; Brassicales; Brassicaceae
Product: glutathione S-transferase U11
Exons: 2
Coding region: 126-830 (234 amino acids)
Biological process (GO): glutathione metabolic process
Cellular component (GO): cytoplasm
Molecular function (GO): glutathione transferase activity
Source: RefSeq, a predicted model, not a curated record
CCACAGUUGUUCAAUUUCCUAUCUCACAAAAUAUAAACAGCUGCGAGUUUGAUCAAUCUCUCGUUUUUUCAGUAACCAAAAGUAUAACUUUCCCUUUUAGGUCUAAACCUGCCCAAAAUAUAAUAAUGGGUCUAAUGAAUGGUUCGAACAAUGAUGAGUACGUAAGGCUAUUAGGAGCAUGGCCUAGCCCUUUCGUGCUGAGGACUCGGAUCGCACUUAACCUAAAGCGCGUACCGUACGAGUAUCUAGAAGAAGAAGAUACUUUGAAUUCGGAGAGCGUGUUAAACUACAACCCUGUCCACAAACAGAUCCCUAUCCUCAUCCACGGCAAUAAACCGAUUCGUGAAUCUCUCAACAUCGUCAUGUACGUCGAUGAAACUUGGCUCUCUGGUCCUCCCAUCCUUCCCUCUGAUCCUUUUGAUCGUGCCGUUGCUCGCUUUUGGGACGUCUACAUCGAUGAACACUGUUUCACAUCAAUCAAUGGGGUGGCGGUAGCAAAGGACGAGGAGGAGAGAAAGGCAGCGAUAGGGAAGCUAGAGCAGUGUAUGGCUCUAUUGGAAGAAACGUUUCAAGAAUGCAGCAAAGGAAGAGGCUUCUUUGGAGGAGACAACAUCGGAUUCAUCGAUAUCGGUUUCGGAUCGAUGUUGGGUCCUCUCAAGGUUCUUGAGCAACUUACCGGAGUCAAGUUCAUACAUUCAGAGAACACACCAGGUCUUUUCCGUUGGGCAGACAGAUUCUAUGCUCAUGAAGCAGUCAAGCCUGUCAUGCCCGAUAUCGAAAAGCUCGUUGAGUUCGCUAGACUAAAGUUCAAUACUUCAAUCUUUAAAUGAAGACCAAAGGCUUUAAACUUAUAAGAAAAUAUAGACGACGUGCAAAUUAUCAUAUAAGAUAUGUUUCGGAAUAACCGAGAUGGAGGAAUAAGAUGUAGUCUCGGUUCAUUUAAAGGCACAGUCAAAAUGUUCUUUUGUUUUUUUUCUUCUUCUUCUUCUAAUUUCUUAAAAGUAUGAUGGGCACAUAUAAAUGUGUCUGUUAUUUCUUCGGUAAUUAAAGUCAACUUUUCGGUCAAUGUAUCCGAUGAAUAACAAGAUUUCUUCAA